AUGCUCUCCGACAGAAGCUUGAAGCAGAAGAUGCAGAAGGUUAAAAUCCAGCUUUUAUUUUCGAAAGUCAUAAGUCCUUGUUUCCUUCUUGUACUAUUAAGUGAAUUCAGAAGGAAGCCAUUGAUCUUCCAGAGUUGUACUGGUUGGAACCGAACACGCUAUUUUACACAUGUAAUGAUAUUGAAUGCCAGUUUAGACUUUCCCCUUAACCCACGAGUGUUUCUUUUCCGAUGCUUCCAAAAGAUUGAGAAGUCUCCAAUCUCCAACGGCACGAUCAACAGAAAACUCUUCAACUUUUAUCUCAAGUUUGGGAAGCCUUAG
Molecule: messenger RNA, 321 nt
Organism: Lactuca saligna
Lineage: Eukaryota; Viridiplantae; Streptophyta; Magnoliopsida; Asterales; Asteraceae
Source: the annotation of a GenBank genome assembly